CGUCACGCCGAAUGACGGAGUGAAAGGGCGAGUCUAGGGUCUAUGUACUGCAGAGAAAGCGGAUCAGUUGCAUAUAUAUAAUCUAUAAGAAGUAAACAGAAAAAAAAGAAUAGGUCUGCGUACCUUGCGAAAAUGGAGCGUGGUUGUGCCUGAAGCGUUUUUCUUUAGAAGUCUAGUUUAUGGAGUGAAGCAGGCCUACACACCUCACCAUCACACUUUCUUUACACCCAAGGUAUAAAGGUGUGAGGGCAGUUGUCCUCAUCCUAUUCUCCAUCCCAUCCAUACUAUCAAUACUGCUGUCCAACUUCAGUCUCCAAAAUUCCAGAGGUUUUUUUUAAUUGCUACAAAAAUGGCGGGGAAAGAGCGCAGUCCUCGUCACCGACCCUGGUCUGUGUACCGUGCCAACACAUUCGAUAUUGCUUCUGAAAUGAUAGGGCUGACACUGACAGGAAACAGUCAGGAUCCUGAUGAGCCAGUGUUGGAGUUUAGUCUGGCAUGCAGUGAGUUAGUGACUCCAACAUUGGAGCGUAAACCUAGUAGCUUUGUGGCAGUGAGCUGCACCACCCCUCCUCAAGCAUUUUGGACGAAGCAUGCUCAGAGUGAGAUCAUAGAGGGUACAAGCAACCCAAUAUUCCUCAGUAGCAUUGCUUUUUUUCAAGACUCUCUGAUCACGCAGCAGACUCAAGUGAAACUUUCUGUCUAUGAUGUCAAAGACCGUUCACAGGGCACGAUGUACCUACUUGGUUCCGCCAUGUUCACAGUGAAAGAACUACUGCAGGACAAAUAUCAUAGGCUACACCUGACUCUAAGAUCAGCAGAGAAUGAGAAGAUGGGCAACAUCACCAUUAUUGCAUGGCAGAUAGAGGAGAAGAAAGACCAGAGAGCCCCAUUGGCUCGCUCAGACACGAUUAAUGGCAGGAUGGUCCUACCUGUUGAUGAGAGUCUGACUGAAUCCAUGGGAAUGAAAUUAAAAUCUGCUUCUCUGUGCAAAGACACACUUCUGAAGGCAGUAUUUGGAGGUACAAUAUCACGGAUGUACCGUUUGCCCACCACGGAUGGGAACCAUCUGCGUGUCCUGGAACAGAUGGCAGAGAGCGUGCUGUCACUUCACAUACCCAGACAGUUUGUAAAGCUGCUACUGGAGGAAGAUGCUGCCAGGGUGUGUGAACUGGAGGAGUUGGGGGAGUUGUCUCCAUGUUGGGAGAAUCUAAGGAGGCAGAUCAUCACUCAAUAUCAGACCAUCAUCCUCACCUAUCAGGAGACACUUAGUGACCUGCAUGAGUACAAGGGUCCCUCUUUUAAAUCCAGCACUUUGAAAGCAGAGAAGAGGUUGGAGUUUGUGCCAACCAAUCUCCACAUUCAAAGGAUGAGGGUACAGGGCGAGUCAGGCUAUGAUCGAACCUAUGAUGUGGUCACUACUGGAGCCCCUGCAGCACAUCAUCAAGGUUUUAAGGGCAGUGGUUUGAGGAAACUAAUUCAGAAGUUUGAGGAGUCCAAGAAACAUGCAUAUGAGGAUGAAGGUGCUGGAGAGUCCCGUCCACAUUCAGGAGUGUACCAGCCACAGGAUGUGGUAAGAGCAAAAGAGAUCAUUUCCCACAUUAACACCUUGAAGACGCAAGUCAGCUACUACACAGAGCGAUUGUCCCGGGCUGCCAAAGAGCGCUCCGCUAACGCAUUAGAGAGAACCCUCGGCAUCCUCACAGAGAAGACAAGGCAGCUUGUGACAGUUUGUGACAACAAGCUGCUGGCCACAGCCAUCCAGGCUCUGGCUGCAGCACGACCAGAGUUUGUCGCCUCUAAAACCUCUCCUUCUGGGCCGGACACUGAACGUGUAGUUCUGCGCAAUGACCAAAGCUCUUCACAAGCCAAGUGGAGUGGCAAAGGGAACAGAGCCUCCAUGAAUGUGGACUGGCAUGAGGAGGAGUGGGAGAAGGUGUGGUUGAAUGUGGACAAAAGUAUGGAGUGUGUAAUCCACUGUGUGAACAGGCUGUUAAUGAGGGAGAGGAUGCAGAGCGACAGUAGUGAGGAUGUCUUCCUCUCUGACCAGCAGCACAACACUAGCAAGAGAGGUAUCCAUGGCAAUGCCUUCUGGAUCAACCCCAACUUCCCAUCCUCAUCAUCCUCCCUGUGCAUCCCCUUGUCCUCAUCACAUUCUCUUCCUGAUUCCUGUUCAUCAUUAUCAUCCUCUUCAUCAUCUUCUCUGACUUCUGCAUGUGUAACCAGUUCUCACAGAUCCACCUAUGGAAGCCCCAGUGUUGAUGGCUGCUCUCCAGGUGAAUGGAGUGAUGCCCUGUAUCCUCUACUGACCACACUGAAUGAGUGUGUAGCCAUGAUGAGUGACAUGGCAAAGAAGUCUAUGGUGUUUGUGCUGAUGCAGGACUGCGCUCCCACUAUCGCUAUGAGCCUGGCGUUACAGUAUCGCAGAGACGUGGUCUUCUGUCAAACGUUGGCGGCUGUGAUCUGUGGUUUCAUAGCAAAGCUGAGGACUUGUUUGUGUGAUCACGGCUUCCUAAGACAACUCCAUACUAUCGGCUUACUGGUCCAGGUUGAGGGUCUACUUAGCACUUAUGGGGAGGAGCUGGCCAUGCUGGAGGACAUGAGCAUAGGCAUCAUGGACCUUAGAAACGUCACCUUUAAGGUUACUCAGGCAACCUCCAGCUUCAGCCCUGACAUGCUGCCUGUUAUCACGGGGAACAGAGACGGGUUUAAUGUGAGAGUACCACUGCCUGGGGCUAUGUUUGAUGUUUUGCCACGGGAAAUCCAAAACGGGAUGCUACUACGUGUUCAGCCAGUCCUGUUCAACAUAGGAAUUAAUGAACAACAGACACUCGCAGAGAAGUUUGGAGACACCUCACUACAGGAAGUAGUCAAUACAGAAAGUCUGGCCAGACUCAACUCCUACUAUGAUCAGUUCAAGGAAGUGCUGCCUGAAGACUGUCUGCCUCGUUCUAAUAGUCAGUACUGUAUACCAGAGCUACUGAAAUUCCUCACUCAGAAUGUGAACUCCAGGAAGAGUAAGAAUGUGGACAUCCUUUGGCAGGCAGCAGAGGUGUGCCGGCGUCUCAAUGGUGUGAGGGUAACCAGCUGUAAGAGUGCAAAGGACCGCACAGCUAUGUCUGUAACUCUGGAGCAGUGUCUGAUCCUGCAGCAGGAGCACUGCAUGGCCCCACAGGUCUUAAGCCAGGCGCUGGACUGUAUGCGCAGUGAGGGCUGUAGGAGAGAGAACACCAUGAAGAAUGUGGGCAGCAGGAAGUAUGCCUUCAAUUCACUUCAACUGAAGGCCUUCCCCAAACAGUAUAGACCUCCAGAGGGUACUUAUGGUAAAGUGGAGACUUGAUUGGGACACUCAUCUAUGUCCCCAACUCCUACUGUUUUUCACCAGGCUGCUCUCCCCCAUUAUCACCUUUAGUUUGUUUCCACUGAUCUGAAGCAAAUGCUGCCAUGAAUUCAGUCAAAUAAACACUCACUGUAAAUAGCCAAAAAAGGUUGUAGUUCACAAGAUUGCAUGAGUCACUGCUCUCUUCUGAACUUUGGGUACUAUAUCAAGGUGACCAUGAGGAAUACUUAUUGGAAGAGUUUGAUUGGGAGAGUAGGACUCCAUUCAUCCAGCAACAAAAACACUCAGCAACUGCACUAAGCUAAUUUGUUAAGGAACUACAAGUGCAAAUUGCACAGUUCCUUUAGUUUGUGUUUGGUCUCUACAGGACCUCAGUUUCACAUACCCAGAUUCAAUGGAUACAUAAAUGAGCAUUGUUCUUUUUCCAUUCAUUAAACGUGCACAUUAUACUGUAGCUGAACUGUAGCGUCAGUGAUGUGACAGAGUAAGUCUUAUCAAGUCAUAUGCUAUCACAAGGCUAUACAUAUAAUGCUUUAAAUCAACCCUUUAGCUUAUUGACAGCAACAGUAUGCAUUUUACGGGUUGUAGAUUUUCAGGGAAAGGGCCUUUCUCAUGCUGUUGCUAAGCACAGGUAAUGUUUGUACAGUUAAUACAGUGGAAUGUUGUGAAUAGAUAUUAAGAUAUUAGAUAUUAUCAUUUUAACAAUGUUGUGUAAGAUAAUUAAGACGCUAUUCAAUCAGUUGUUGGUUGUUAAAUGUUUGUACAUGUGUUAUGUAAACCUCUUUUGGUUUGUGUUGAUAUCAGUCAUUAUAAUCAUUAUAAUUUAUUCUCAUGAGUUAGGAGUAAAUUAAAAUAUUGUUUUUUUUUUCCAGUAUAAAACCCUAAUUUUCCAUGUUAAAAAAGAAGCUCUAUAGACACUUUAAUAUGCAUCUUAAAUCCUUUGUUAUGCUUAUAGCACGGAAAAAGCUAAGCCUGACACAAAAAAAUCAGUAUGAUGAACUUAUUAUGUAAAGACAUAAUGUGACUCAUUGUUUAUGUUUUUAUUUGAUGGCUAUGCUAGCAGUAUAAGAAUAUCCCAAUAACUAAACUCAUUUUGUUUUAUUAUUAAUGUCCACACAAACACUGGAUUAGCUGUACAUAAUGCAGAACCUUUCAUCUAAACAUGCAGCUAUUAAAACAAGAGUUACACACA
Pangasianodon hypophthalmus (striped catfish) is the source of this 4529-nucleotide messenger RNA. RefSeq names its product inositol polyphosphate-4-phosphatase type I Aa (gene inpp4aa). Gene Ontology annotation, cellular component: cytoplasm. The record is from RefSeq and is a predicted model, not a curated record. The transcript has 24 exons. Gene Ontology annotation, molecular function: phosphatidylinositol-3,4-bisphosphate 4-phosphatase activity. Bases 350 to 3337 code for a protein of 995 amino acids. NCBI's taxonomy places the organism in Eukaryota, Metazoa, Chordata, Actinopteri, Siluriformes, Pangasiidae.